Molecule: messenger RNA, 2499 nt
Organism: Venustampulla echinocandica
Lineage: Eukaryota; Fungi; Ascomycota; Leotiomycetes; Helotiales; Pleuroascaceae
Exons: 3
Coding region: 1-2499 (832 amino acids)
Source: RefSeq, a predicted model, not a curated record
AUGUUAUUUUCGCCCCAAUCCUAUCAGAUCCUGACGGUCUCAGUCGUUUUCAUCUCUGUUUGCCUUACUGGAUACUACCUCCUGCGACCACAAAUCGGCCAGCAAGAUUAUCACCAUAUAUAUCGAGUCGCGGUAUCCGGUAAGAAAGCUCUGUUUGUUGAGAGUGCGCUGAAGACCCAGAUUGAUGGCGCGUUCGAUAUUGGCGGCUUGAUUGAGCUCUGCAGGGGCAAGACAUGGACACCUGGCUUGAUAUUCAAGUGUGAAGCACCGCGCGGAGGUGUUGCCGUUGUGCGCAAUAUUUUCCUGGACUGCCUGCGAUAUGCUAUUGAGGCUGGAGCAACCGGGUUCAUUGUUCCAGAGAUCGUCGCCCGCGGCACAACGCCCAAAACACUCCAUAGCGAUAUAAAUGUUCCAUUCGAACACUUUUUCGAUCUCGGAUACUUCAGGCACGCGCUCAAUAGCUCUUGUCCCCAGAUAAACCUCAUUUCACAUGCCAACGAUCUUUGGGACAAGCCAUCAACUGCCAAUCCCGUCAUGCUGUCCCCAGAAGACCUUGGAAAUUUCCUCGCCGAGCCAGGAGACUGGGCCAAUAAUUUCCACGAGCACCUGGAGAAAUCACAUCGCCAACCUAUCUCGGCCAACCUACCCGCCCUCGUUUCCCUCCAAAAGCCAAUCCUCCAAAUUCCUUUGUCAUAUGAUCAUCCAGUCGUUGUCGCCAACUUUGGGAAGUUUUUGCGCUUCAGGGGGGAUGUACGGCGUCUCGCGGCAACCGUCCUGUACGCGAUGGAUAAAAAAUUCGGGUUAGGGAUUGAUGCGGAUGAGCAGGGUAUACACUUGGGUCGAUAUUAUGGAGCGCACUUACGCACUGCUGCGGAUGCGCGGGCUGCAGGGUGGACACCAUACUCCGAGCAGAGCAACAAUUAUUUGCAACAUGCCAGUCAUUUAAGCCUGCCUCUCAUCUACCUUACAAGUGAUAAUGCAGAGGAUAUGAGGGAGUUUACAAAUACGGCUAGGAAUAUGAGUAUGGCGGUAACGACAAAGGAGGCCUUACUAAGUGGAAAAGGCUUUGAGAAAGAACUGGAGGAGAUGAAGAGUAUGUCGUGGGAUCAGAGAGAAUUGAUUGAUUACGAGGUUUUGCUGAGAAGUAGUGCUUUUGGAGGGACGCAUGAAAGCAGUUUUAGCUGGAAUAUCGCUAUGCGUAGACAUGUUGUCGUUGGCCAUGGAAGUUGGACCCCCAUUGGCGGUGAAGGGUCCAGUGUUGGGAGGCGUGAAUCGAUGACAGAGGGGAGGAGGUCAUUAGUAAGGGACGGAGAGGUAGGGACAGAUGUUCCUGAGGCGGACGAGCAACCAGAAAGUGCUAGUUUCAAUACCCAUCAAAGUUUUAAGGAUAAGUGCGGAUCCCUCCCAUCUACCAUCCCCUCUUCAGUCAAUUCCAAGCUCCCCAAUCCGUUUACCUUCCUCAACGGCACAAAAGUCUCCACAAAAGAGUCCUGGGAGUGCCGACGGGAAGAAAUCAAGUCCCUAAUUCAACGCUACGAACUUGGCACCAAACCGCCCAAGCCAGAAACCCUGACAGCAACUUACGCCGAUGGUAAGAUAAACAUAGUCUGCGGUGAGGCUGGGAAGUCCGUCACCUUUUCCGCUACUAUCACUCUGCCGUCCACAGGCAAAGCACCCUACCCAGCAAUCAUUGCACUGACCGGCGCCUUCGUCCCGAUCCCAUCAGGCGUGGCAGUAAUAACCUACAACAAUGAAGACAUCGCCAGUUCCAGCCUCGAUCGGCGAGGGAAAUUUUUCUCCCUGUACGGCUCGUCCCAUUCCGCAGGUGCGCUGAUGGCCUGGGCAUGGGCCGCGAGUCGGAUCAUCGAUGCGUUAACGCUUUUUCCAACAAGCACAAUUGGUAUCGACGCAAGCAAAAUCGGCGUAACGGGCUGCACACGCCAUGGGAAGGGCGCUCUCAUAGCGGGGGCGUUCGAUGAUCGAAUUGUGUUAACCAUUCCUCAAGAAGCUGGGGGUCACGGCGGUCCAGGGUGCUGGCGUACCACAACCACGGGAAAUACCAUAGAACCCCCAAUCACUGUAGAAGAUGGGUUGCUCACGCCUGGUUUUAGCGAUCGUGAGAAUUCCAUUUACAAGCUCCCGUACGACCAUCAUAUGCUUGAAGGUCUCAUAGCGGGGCCCGGGCGAGGCUUGUUGGUUAUUGAGAAUUCUCGGGUUGCUUAUUUGGAACCGGAGAGCACGUAUGCUUGUUCUGUUGCUGGGAGGCGUAUUUUUGAGGCGUUGGGAAUGAACAAAAGCUUUGGAUUCUCUCAGGCUAUUCAUCCGGAUGGCGUCUUGUGUCAGAUGCCGGAUAGUCAGAACCCGGAAGUUGCGGCUUUCAUUAGGAAAUAUUUAUUAGGGGAAGAGACUGGGAGUACGGGUGUUUGGAAGUCGGAUGGGCUGUUUAGUUUUGACCGGUGGAAGUCGGUGGUGGAUUGGAGUGUCCCAGUGCUAUUAUAA